Cebus imitator (Panamanian white-faced capuchin) is the source of this 3905-nucleotide messenger RNA. RefSeq names its product zinc finger protein 561-like. The record is from RefSeq and is a predicted model, not a curated record. NCBI's taxonomy places the organism in Eukaryota, Metazoa, Chordata, Mammalia, Primates, Cebidae. The coding region runs from base 674 to 2209 and encodes 511 amino acids. Gene Ontology annotation, biological process: regulation of transcription by RNA polymerase II. The transcript has 8 exons. Gene Ontology annotation, molecular function: RNA polymerase II cis-regulatory region sequence-specific DNA binding; DNA-binding transcription activator activity, RNA polymerase II-specific. Gene Ontology annotation, cellular component: nucleus.
ACUGCCGUCUUUUCCGGCGCUACCUCCGAGUAUUCAGUGCCAUUCGCUUUUAUGGUGGUGGCGGUCACCCGGCUGUGGUGAGUUCUGCCUGCUUUGGGGUCCCGGAGAUAGCAGCGGGGAGGCAAAGGAAGGAUUGGACCUGGUCGCCCAGAAGCCUCUCGGAUCUGGCUCGUUUCACUCGCUUCUCCAGAGGCUGUCCUUCCUCCCGGCGCGGCCAGUUCCGAGAGUAGGCACGCUCGGUCGGUCAGUUAGGAGCUGGGUCUGGAAGUGUGUUUGUCCCGCUUCCGCGGGGUGUUUUCUGGAGUGCUUCCAUCCUCUGUGCUCCCCUCUUCAAAAGCGUGGAAAGCAGAGUUUGUGAAUUUUUUCUUUCCGAAAGGAAGAGGAUCUGUCUUUCUAGUGAGAUUGGCUCCGGCCACGCAUCCUUCUUCCUCAGGAACCUGGCUAUUCCGGCGUGUUCCUGGACCUGUUCAAACUCAGUCUGUGUCUUGACUGGAGGAGGAGGAGGAAAAGUUGAGCACAUUGCCAAUAGGAGUUCUCCAAGGACCACAAACAACCGUGUACAAAGAGGAAUGGAGAUUGCCUCUCUCCACCUAGGUUCAUAAGCUUCCCUGAGGCAAACUUGGCAUGAAGGAAGAGAGAGCAUUGAGGCACAUCUCACAAUCAACUUCAAAGGAUGGCAGCCAUUGAUUUGUCCUGUGGGUUUUUUUCCAGGGAACCAAUCUGCCCUUUUGAAGAAAAGACAAAGGUAGAAAGGACGGUGGUGGACUACCUGGCAAAUGGUUAUCAGGAUUCAGUGACCUUUGAUGAUGUUGCUGUGGAGUUCACCCCAGAGGAGUGGGCUUUACUGGACACAACUCAGAAAUACCUCUACAGAGAUGUGAUGCUGGAGAACUACAAGAACCUGGCCUCUGUGGGUUGUCAGCUGUUCAUACCCAACCCGACCUCUUGGUUAAAACAAGAAGAGUUGAAGACAAUGGAGAGUGGAGUUCUUCAGCAAUGGGAAAUACAACCUAGAACCCAAGGGUUAUCACUUCACCAGAGUUUUUUGAAGAAUGAAAUCUUCAGUGCGAUACAAAUGCAGACAAGCUACAGUGGAUGGAAACUCUGUAAGAAUUGUGGAGAGGUCUUCAGUGAACAGUUUUGCCUUAAGACACACAUGAGAGCUCAGAAUGGAGAGAACACUUCUGAGUUUAAUUGUUAUGGAAAAGAUGUCCUCACCGUGUACAAGGAACCCUCUAUUGGACAGGAACUUUCCAAAUUUAAUCCAUGUGGAAAAGUCUUCUCCCUAACUCCAGGCCUUGCUGUACAUCUUCAAAUUCUCAAUGCAAGAAAACCCUACAAAUGUAAGGAAUGUGGAAAAGGCUUUAAGUAUUUUGCGAGCCUUGAUAAUCACAUGGGAAUCCACACUGGAGUGAAGCUCUGUGAAUUUCAGGAAUGUGGGGGAGCCAUCACAGCUUCCUCACAUCUAAAGCACUGUGUAACAGUUCAUACUGGAAAGAAAUCCAAAGAGACUGAGAAAUGUGGGAAAUCCUUCACUAAUUUUUCUCAACUUUCUGCACAUGUGAAAACUCAUAAAGGAGAGAAGUUAUUUGAAUGUAAAGAAUAUGGACGAACCUUUAGAAAUUCCUCAUCCCUUAAUGAGCACAUUCAAAUUCACACUGGAAUAAAACCACACAAAUGUACAGAAUGUGGGAAAACAUUCACUAGAUCAACUCACCUUACUCAACAUGUAAGAACGCACACUGGAAUAAAACCCUAUGAAUGUAAGGAAUGUGGGCAAGCCUUCACUCAGUACACAGGUCUUGCUAUACACAUUCGAAAUCACAAUGGAGAGAAACCCUAUCAAUGUAAGGAAUGUGGGAAAGCCUUCAAUAGAUCUGCAACCCUUACUCAACAUAAAAGAAUUCACACAGGAGAGAAGCCUUAUGAAUGCACUGAAUGUGGAAAAACCUUCAUUACUUCUUCGCAUCGUAGUAAACAUUUGAGAACUCAUACUGGAGAAAAGCCAUUUGUAUGCAAGGUAUGUGGGAAAGCAUUUAUGUUUUCCUCAGCCCUUAAAGUACACCUGCGAAGUCAUACUGGAGAGAGACCUUUUGUAUGUAAGGAAUGUGGGAAAGCAUUUGCUGUUUCCUCACGCCUAAGUACCCAUGAAAGAAUUCACACUGGGCAGAAACCCUAUGAAUGUAAGGGUAUGAAUGUUACCAUUUAGCCCAUCAGUUGUCAUUUUUAAUUAUUGGCAGUGACACCAAAGAUUAUCAGAUUUGUCCUAAAUGCCUUGUGAAGGUUUGUAAUAGCUCAUGGAUUGGCCUUUGAUGCCAUCCCGAGGGUCUGAAAUUACAGAGUAAUACAACUUCUUCAUGGUUCUAAAUACAACUUCUUCAUGGUUGCCUGAGUCUGGGCAUCUGUGAAGAAGGGUCAUGGAUGGUAAGGUCAGUACUGCAGGCUCCCUCACCUUGGUGAUUAGAUUCCUAGGAUCAUGGUAUUAACAAGUUCUGAAUGAGAUAAAUCAUGCAGGUUCGUUUUAUCCCCUGUUGGUUAGUGGCUGCCAGUGUAGCACAUUCAUGUCAAAAUUUACUGGAAGCCAAGGAUAUAUAGGCCCAGAGGUGAACUGUUGAAAGAUGUUCUUCCAAGGGUCUCUUCUGUUCCUAUGGAUCCUGCAGAGCAUGCCAGAAAUUAAACCAUCUUUAACUGCCAGUGCACUUUCACAGCUGAUUAUUACUGUGUCAUCUUAUAAAAUCUAAGAAGUGUGACAGCCUUGCCUGUUCUUUUCUGCCUUCUCUGUCCAUUUUAGGUGGCACAGUCUAAGUGGCAAUGUCUCCUCUAGUAUAGUCCAGUCUACUUACUUCUGUUAAGAUGGCUAAUAUAAUCCGUGAAUCCCACUCAUGAUCUCUGUGCACGAACUAAAUGGCUUACAAAUUCAUUUAACUUUAAAUGAGGUUAAAAACACCAAAAUUUAUAUUCUCACAUUUCUGGAUGUUGGAAGUCUGAGAUCAAAGUGCUAACAUGGUCAGUUUCUUGUGAGAGCUCUCUCUGGCAUGUAAAUACCUACUUCUUCAUGUCUUCACAUGAUGGAGACCAAGAAAUCGAUCUGUUGGUCGGUCUCUCUCUGUCUCUCUCUCUCUCUUUCUUUCCCUCUUUCCCUCCCUCCCUUCCUCCCCCCCCCACAAACACUGCCAUUUCUCUGCAUCAUUUAAUGUCACUUCCUAAAGAUCCUAUUUUCACAUACAGUCACAUUGGGGUUUGGAGCUUCAACAUAAAAAUUUUGGAGGUCAUCGUUCAGUCCAAAGUACUUAGUAUGAUUCUUUUCCCUUUCCACAUAUGCAGUCAGAUAAUCUAUAAAUCAUGACUCUUAUUUUUCCCUUUCAAUCAUUAGGUUUUUUAUAUAUAUAUAUAUAUAUAUAUAUAUAUAUAUAUUGCUUUAUAUUGCAAGAAUAUAUGUAUACACAUUUUUGCUUUACUGGACUGAUUUCAACCUCCAGCACACCACCAACUAAAAGUAGUAAUAGCAUACUUGUCUUUGCAGUUCUGGUGAGACAUGAGCUCCAUUUUAUGGGCUUGGCUGUAGGUUUUUAUUUCUUUUUUUAUUUUUUGAAGAGGCUAUCUCUUAGAAAAGGUUUUUGCUUUAUGUCCAGUUUUUAAAUGAUGAAUGAUUUCCCAAUAUUUCAUAAUUUGUAAGGCUGAAUUCCUCUUGAAUUUAUUAAAUGCUUCCGGCACAGCCUCUGUGAUUAUCAUGUUUAUUUAUUGAUAAAACUCAAGUACCUAGAACUGCACCGAGCCUAUGAUGGUACCUAAUAAAUACUUCAAUGAAACUGUGGUGAUGCAUGCCUGUAGUCCUAGCUACUUGGAAGGAUUGCCUGAGCCCAGGGGUUCUAGACCAGCUUAGGCAACAAAGCAAGACCGCGUCU